This is a messenger RNA of Caenorhabditis briggsae, 417 nucleotides long. Gene Ontology annotation, biological process: actin filament debranching; negative regulation of Arp2/3 complex-mediated actin nucleation. The transcript has 4 exons. Bases 1 to 417 code for a protein of 138 amino acids. The record is from RefSeq and is a predicted model, not a curated record. NCBI's taxonomy places the organism in Eukaryota, Metazoa, Nematoda, Chromadorea, Rhabditida, Rhabditidae. Gene Ontology annotation, molecular function: actin binding; Arp2/3 complex binding. Gene Ontology annotation, cellular component: actin cortical patch.
AUGACGUCGGCUCUGACGAUUUGCUACAUUCCAGACGGUGUUAAGGAGGAGCUGAAGAAGUUUCGAUUCUCGAAAUCCACCACGAUGAAUGCGUUGAUUUUGAAAAUCGAUCGUGAAUCGCACGAGCUCCAAUCGGAGCAACUUCUGAACGAUUGCUCAAUUGACGAAUUCAAAGAAGAGCUUCCAUCUCAACAGCCACGUUUCGUAUUGCUCAGUUGGAGCAAAAAACACUCAGAUGAGCGCGUCUCGUUCCCAAUGCUUCUCAUUUAUUACUGCCCGAAUGGAAGCAGCCCAGAACUCCAAAUGCUCUACGCCGGUAGCCGCAACUUCAUCGUCAACGAGUGCCACGUGUCAAAGAACAUAGAAGUUCGCGAUAUCGAUGAAAUCGAUGAAGAUCUGUUGGAUUCGAAAUUUUAA